CGGGCCCGUUCUACCCCAGCGCGUUGAGAGCUCUCAUCUUCACUCACGUCAUUGAAAUGGACUUGCUCAUCGUCCUCAGCACUUCAACUGCGUAUGUUUUCUCCGUCGUCUCGUUUGCCUAUCAGGUGGCUGGUCGUCCGCUGCCGACCGGGGAGUUCUUCGAAACCAGCACCUUGCUCGUCACCUUGAUCAUGCUUGGACGUUGGGUCAGCGCGUUUGCAAGACAGAGGGCAGUGGAGUCGGUCUCCAUUAGGUCUCUCCAGGCAGCAACGGCCGUGCUGUGCGACGCAGAUGGCCGUGGUGAUCAAGAGAUCGAUGCUCGUCUUUUGCAGUAUGGCGACUUGUUCAAAGUCACGCCCGACUCUCGGAUCACAACUGACGGUAUGAUUGUCUCUGGCAUGACGGAGGUCGACGAGUCUAUGGUGACCGGCGAAUCCCUGCCUGUCGAAAAACACCCAGGCUCUGCCGUCAUCGCAGGCUCGCUCAACGGCUCAGGUGUCCUCGUUGUCCGCCUGACACAUCUCCCUGGCAACAACACGAUUAGCACGAUUGCGGCCAUGGUAGACGAAGCCAAGUUCUCCAAACCGAAGACCCAAGAACUUGUGGACAUUGUCGCCAGCUACUUUGUUCCAGUCAUCCUGACCCUCACAAUCGUAACCUUCGCGAUCUGGGUUGCCAUUGGCAUCUCUGUCCGACACCAAAACAGCGGCCGUGCAGUGGUGAACGCCAUCACAUACGCGAUCUCGGUCCUCAUCGUCUCCUGUCCUUGCGCAAUCGGCCUGGCCGUUCCCAUGGUCGUUGUCAUAGCUGGAGGCGUUGCAGCAAAGCAUGGUGUUGUCUUCAAGUCAGCAAUGGCAAUCGAGACUGCCCGCAAUGUCUCCCACGUCGUCUUUGAUAAGACCGGCACCCUUACUCAAGGUGAACUGUCUGUCGCAGAAGCAGUCUAUCUUUCCAACAAGGACGACCUCGUUGAAUCCAUCACUCUCGGCUUGACCUGCGACAGCAAACACCCCGUCUCCGCCGCAAUAUCAACUUAUCUCAAAGAAAGGGGUGUUGAUGCUGCCAAGAUUGGAGACUCCAAAUCAGUCACCGGUAAAGGCGUGGAAGGCACUUUUGACGGCGCGAACGUUCGCUGCGGCAAUACCCGCUGGCUCUCAGCCGAGACUCUCCCAGAGGUCCAAGAUCUCCUUGCCAAAGGUCUCACCGUCUUCGGCGUAGCGAUAAACGACCAACUCAUCGCUGUCUUCGGCCUCUCCGACUGCCUCCGCCCAGACUCCCAUUCCGUCGUUACUGAGCUUCAAAAGCGCAACAUCGCUAUCUCGAUAGUCAGCGGCGAUGAUACUGGUGCCGUCGAAGCUGUUGCUACCAAGCUGGGAAUCCCGGCUAGCCAUGUGAGAUCUAGAUGCACGCCUGGCGAUAAGCAGGUGUAUCUUAAGAACCUGAUGACGGAUGAGAAGAAAGUUGUUAUCUUCUGCGGCGACGGGACUAACGACGCGGUGGCGCUUGCUCAAGCUGACAUCGGCGUGCACAUGAAUAGUGGCAGCGACGUGGCGCAGACUGCUGCCGACGUCGUCCUUGUGCGCCCAUACCUGGGUGGGAUUUUGGUGCUGCUGGAUCUGUCGAAAGCGGCGUUACAUCGAAUCUUCUUCAAUUUCGCCUGGUCAUUUGUCUACAAUUUGUUCGCUAUAUUGUUGGCCGCGGGUGCCUUCGUCGACGUGCGGAUUCCGCCGCAGUAUGCUGGAUUGGGUGAGAUUGUUAGCGUUGUGCCUGUCAUCUUGAUUGCGCUACAUCUGAGGUGGUUCAAGCGGGAGUAUUGAGGUAAAGAAUUUCGGCUGAUGCUUGUGCUUGUGUCAGCAUGAAGUCAUAUCGUCUUCACACGAUCACUGGGAGCGUAUCAAACUUUUAGGAUAAAAUUCAUUGCCGCUCUUCCACAUGCUGUAUGGGUAGGGAGCCAUUUUCGCUGUGAUAAGAUUGUAGCAAGGUCUUUACAAUGAGCGAUACCGUACUGGUAAUUGCUAUAGUUAAACUAUGGCGCCGAUGAUUGGAAAG
Exophiala oligosperma is the source of this 2049-nucleotide messenger RNA. RefSeq names its product copper-translocating P-type ATPase. Gene Ontology annotation, biological process: monoatomic cation transport. The transcript has a single exon. Gene Ontology annotation, molecular function: ATPase-coupled monoatomic cation transmembrane transporter activity; ATP hydrolysis activity; ATP binding. The record is from RefSeq and is a predicted model, not a curated record. Gene Ontology annotation, cellular component: membrane. NCBI's taxonomy places the organism in Eukaryota, Fungi, Ascomycota, Eurotiomycetes, Chaetothyriales, Herpotrichiellaceae. The annotation marks the transcript as partial.